This is a messenger RNA of Nerophis lumbriciformis (worm pipefish), 3958 nucleotides long. It is a transcript of the gene sowahaa, whose product is annotated as sosondowah ankyrin repeat domain family member Aa. Lineage: Eukaryota; Metazoa; Chordata; Actinopteri; Syngnathiformes; Syngnathidae. The record is from RefSeq and is a predicted model, not a curated record. Gene Ontology annotation, molecular function: protein binding.
CACUUUCCAGUUCAGUUGGGAAGAAAAAAAAUGCUGAGCCAAGAGAGCGUCCUGUCGAUUCUUCAAUCAGCGGGGGGCUGCGUGAAGAAGUCUGAGCUGGUCUCUCUCUUUAAAGACUUGGUGGACUGCGACGAUCCGGCGGAGAAGACCCGGAACAGAGAACUCUUUAAGGCUUUUGUCAACAACGUGGCCUACGUGAAGGAGAGCGAGGGUGUCCGGUAUGUGGUGCUCAGGAAGUCUCAUCGCGAAGGUCUGCCGGAGGACCGGGAGGACCGGGAGGACCCAGAGGGCAAAAAGGAGGGUCCACAAGGUGAGGACAAGACAACCGGACUGCUGUCUCCUUUUGAGAUUGCGUUGCGGAAAAGCAAAGAAGAUUCACGUCUUAAAGAGCAGAGGAGGCUCGGUUCCACGGUCAAACCCUUUGCUUUGCCUCUGAGGAUGCCCCCCAUGGACGUAAGAGUGGACCCCCCUGAAGACCCCUUAAGAACCAAAAGGAGACCAUUGUCGGAGGAGCUAAAAGACACCAGAAUCUUGUCUUCGGUUCCUCUAGAUCAGGACGAGCACGAGUGGCUGGUCAAGUGCGCCUCGGGUCACUGGAGUCAGGUCUACGGCCUCCUGCUGAGGGACCGCCAGCUGGUCCACAAGCGGGACUUUGUGUCGGGCUUCACCGCCUUGCACUGGGCCGCCAAGCACGGCAACGGCGAGAUGCUGGAGAAGCUGGUGGACGUGGGCGUGGACGUGGACGUGGACGCCCGGACGCGCGGCGGCUACACGGCCUUGCACGUGGCCGGCUUGCACAAGCAGGACUUCAUUCUGGUCACGCUGGUGGAGAAAUACGGCGCCGACGUGCGGAUACGGGACAACGCCGGCAAGAGGGCGUACCACUAUCUGCACCACGACACCUCGGAGGCCAUCAGGGAGAUGUUAGGGGCACCUAGAGUCCAGCAGGCGGACCACGACAAGGACGAGCCGUUUCAGGACUCGUCUAAGGGCCGCCAUUCCAUAAGCCGCCUCUUCCAUCCCCACGUGAGGACGCACAGGAGGGGCCACAAGUCCAGGCUCUCGUUCUUCUCGCUAAGCGACGAUACAGCCGUCAAUGAACGGGAAGACGAGGUCGUCAGCCACAAGGUUCUAUUGGACGUUUUCGAGUGACGAUCCAUGAGGGAUGCUUUGUUUUUGUUUUUUGCUUUAUUGAUCAAGCCUUUUGAAUGUUUUGAACUCCUGCUUCCGUGCUAGGGUUUCUGUCAUAGCUAAGAAACCAUAGUUUAGACUGACUCAGCAGCACCUCUGCUGGUUACUGCCAAGUACUGCACUACAUUCAGCAUGUAUGAUUAAUUUAUUUUCAACGUAAAAGUAUCGACGUAUCACUUGUGAUACAGUAUCGAUACAUCGAUAUUUUAGGUGAAGUAUUCAAACACUCGAAAGGAAUUAAUAUGAUGUCAUAAUAAGUCAAUACUUUAUUUGUCCCAAAGGCUAAUUAAACAUGAAAAAAGUAUAAUUGGUAACAAUUUUUUUUUUCUGCUUACUGUUGAUAUCUUAGGUGGAAUAUCCAUUUGAAUGUUUUGGACUCCUGUUUCCAUGCUAAUCUUCUAAUCAGUAGAAAAAAUGUAACUAGUUGUGUCACAGCUAUAUAGUUAAACUGACUCAACAGCGCCUCUGCUGGUUACUGCCAAGUACAGCACUCCAUUCAGCAUGUAUGAUUAAUUUCUUCACAACGUAAAAGUAUCCACGUAUCACUUGCGAUACUGUAUCGAUACAUCAAUAUUUUUUUAAUGAAGUAUCCAAACACUCGAAAGGAAUUCCUAUGAUGUCAUAAUAAGUCAAUACUUCAUUUGUCCCAAAGGCUAAUUAAACAUGAAAAAAGUAUAUUUGGUAACAAUAUUUUUUUUUCCGCUUACUAUUGAUAUCUUGAGUGGAAUAUCCAUCUGAAUGUUUUGGACUCCUGUUUCCAUGCUAGGCUUCUAAUCAGUAGAAAAAAAUGUAACUAGUUGUGUCACGGCUAGAUAGUGCGACUGACUCAACAGCGCCUCUGCUGGUUACUGCUAAGUACUGGACUACAUUUAGCAAUUGUCACAGAAUUUGUCACAAUUCCUCAUUGUUGUUUUUAUGUAUGAUUGAUUCUAUGAGUAAUGAAUUUAUUCAUAACAUAAUGAAUAGUGCUGAAUGUGCAAAAACAAUAUCAACAUACGUCUUGUGAGACAGUAUCGAUAAACUAAAUGGCAAUAUUUUUUUAUGAAGUGUCCAAACAGUCAAAAUGCCACAAUGAGUCGAUACUUAAUAUGCGCCACCCGGCACUACCUAGAUGGAAUAAAGGCUCUGUUUGCUAGCGCCCGGUUCGUAGUGUGCGUAAAGCGCUAAAGUGCGGAUACUUUUACAUAACCUGAGUUAUUUUAUUAAUUUGACAUCAUCUGAUCAAAAGGCUUUCAAAAGGGUCAAAAAUGACAAAAAUACAUGACAUGUGUAAUAUUUUUGACCCUAAUGAGGACAAGUGGUGUAGAAAAUGGAUGGAUGUCCCCAGUGUGAGUGUGUGUGUGUACUUGUACUUCUACCCUUCUUGAGACAUCAACAAGGAAAAGUACCUUCCAUAUGAGGAAAUCAUGGUCCCAGUAAGGAAAACCAUGGCACCUAGUAGAGAAUGUCUCAUUUGCACCCCUGGUGGUGAAAUCUAUCAAAAUUAGGGUGGUCCCAAAAAGGAGGGAUUUUUAAAACUGACUGUGUCGGUUUUAAAAGUGCUCCCCCUCUGAUCAACAUAUGAAAUAACAAGUGUGUGUAAAAAUUUGAAGUGCUCCCCCUCUGGCCAACAUAUGUAAUAACAAGUGUGUGUACGAAAUCGAAAUGCGGCCCCUUUGGCCAAAAUUAAGAAAAUAAAUAAAUAAAUAUGUAUAUAGAGACAUACUGUAAUAACUUGAAGUAAAUAAUGAAUAUUAAUUAAUUAAUUAAUUAAGAGUUAUACCAAAGACUAUAAAAAUGGGAGCCAUUACCUCCCUGCUUGGCACUCAGCAUCAAGGGUUGGAAUUGGGGGUUAAAUCACCAAAUGAUUCCCGGGCGCGGCCACCGCUGCUGCUCACUGCUCCCCUAUCGGGAUAGGGUCACAUGCAGAGGAUAAUUUCACCGCACCUGUGUGUGUGUGACAAUCAUUGGCACUUUAACUUUAACUUUAACUUUAAAAACCAAUUACAAACAAACAAUUCAACAACAUUUUUUUUAAAUAACUAAAAGCUUACCUUUUUUAUACUUGCAUAGUUUGUGUAUAUAAAUUAAUGUUAUAAAUACAAAUCUUUAUAUAUCUAGAAAGGGUGGUCCUAAGGAGGUAGGCAUUUUUCGGAGGUCUCAAGAAGGUAACAAAUACAAGAACGCGAAGGUGUGUAGCAAUGGUGUUUUGUCAGUUGAGCAUGUCAAAAACAUGUCAACGUCUGCUAUGAAUCCACAUAUUCAGGAUAGUAACUAUACCCCCCCCUCCCCUCCCCUCCCCGCCAGUGUUUGUGUGCGUUAUUGCCUGAGGUGUUGUUGUAUAAUUCGCAUGACAAACACACAUUCUGUUAGAUGUCAAGACAAUGGCUCAUCUUCAAGCCUUGGGCAUAUUUAUUCUGCACAAAGAUAUCAUUUGAAGAUGCAGUAAAGCUGAUUUUUGUUUUAGUUCACUGGUCAUUAUUUCAUUUUUGUGAAAGGUGAGUUUACUGUAAUUAAUAUUGAUCUUUUUUAAUCGAUAACAUUCAACUAAUUUUGAAUAUAAUUUUAUUUUCUAUUAAUGAUCGAAAUCUAAAAUGAAUAGUACUAUUUUUUUUAAAUUAAAGUAUCACAAUAAUUGUAACAUUAGAUAAGAUUCAUUUUAUAUAUUUUUAUUUUAUUUGUAUAUAUUUUUGUAAUUUUAUGAAAUGUUUUAGUUUGUUUAGUAUUGACCUUUUUAUUCAAUUUAUUGUUUUUGAAAAUAAAUAAAAUGUAUAUCUUUUUCUUUGCA